Thlaspi arvense is the source of this 1885-nucleotide messenger RNA. The record is from the annotation of a GenBank genome assembly. Lineage: Eukaryota; Viridiplantae; Streptophyta; Magnoliopsida; Brassicales; Brassicaceae.
CUGAAAUCCCAAAAAAAAAAAAAAAAAGUCUGGCGACUCUCUUCCUUUCUCCUUCCUCUCGCACACACCUUCACGCAAUGACGCCAACCUUCGAAAUUUAUUCCACCUCCCUCGCUUCUCAAAUCUUCCCGCCCCCUCCUCAAACUUAUAUCGGACGCUACGUUUCUCCGGCGGCGGCGGCGGAGGCGGAACCUUUCCUGUCAAAUCUACCGACCAAUUCUCUCCGGCCAGCUCGAAUUUCAGGAAAUUUUGGGGGAUUUUAAGUUUGCUGUGGCGAAGGAUCGAUGGAGAAACCCAGUAAAUGUGCUGUUUGCCACCAUUCAUUUCGUGCUUCAAUCUGCGUAGCUUGUGUUAAUCGCGGGUUAAAUGAAUACAAAAUCAUGUUGGACUCGUUGAAGAGCCGUCGGGAUAUUUCAUACUUGAGAUUAAGUGGUUUGCUUGUCACAAAGGAGAAAGCAAUGAGUCAACGUUGUUGGGUGGAGCUUCAGAAUGAGAAGCUUGCUAGGCUGCGGGAGAAGCUCCAGCUACAAGUGGAUAAACUGCAUAAAAGUAAAAGCACAUUUCGGAGACUAUCUCACAAUCUGAAAGAGAGAUAUGGCAUUAUCGAAUCAACUAACGUUGCUUUGGAAAAGAGCCGUGUUCGCCACUUGGGGAGCCACUAUUCAGAUACUAUUGGCAAUCACUACUUGGUAUAUAUCGAGCUUACUUCAGAACGCCUUUAUAAACAGGCUUUGGUCAUGAAACAGAUUUGCAAAUUAUUCCCUCUAUCCAGGGUGACACUAGAGGGCCAUAACAAAGAUGGGUGUAGUGGACAGUAUGAUCAAAUCUGCAAUGCUCUCUUACCACAAGGUCUCAACCCACUCUCUGUUCCGCCAAAAGAGCUCGCAGCCUCGUUAGGGUACAUGGUGCAGCUUCUGAAUCUUGUUGUGCAUAAGCUCGCAGUGCCUGCACUCCAUAAUUUGGGUUUUGGGGGUUCUUGUUCAAGAAUAUGGCAACGAGAUUCUUAUUGGAACUCACAUCCUUCUUCUCCAAGCGAUGAGUAUCCGCUUUUUGUACCAUCCCAUGAUCACUACUCCAUUGAAGAAAAGAGUUCAUGGACGGGUAGAGAUACAACCAAUUUUGGCGUCACUUCACUGAAAUCAGAUGGAAGUGUAGAAGAAGAUGAUCAUGACCUCGACGUCAUCAACCUUUCCUCUGCCUCUCCUCAAUCUGUUGAAACAUUAGGAAAUCUGCAGAGAGGAAUUGCACAUCUCAAGCAAAGCGUGGCUCACUUAACUGUGUAUGGCUACAGUUCCUUGUCUAUGGAAGUUCCUUCUGGAGCCUCGACUUUUGAAACAUUUGCAAAAUUGCUGGCCACAUUAUCUUCACUCAAGGAAGUUCAGUCUGCUUUUUCCCUUGGUUUGUCAAGUUCCAACAAGCAAAGACAGGAGCCGAACAAAUCCGUGUGGAAUUUGAACUCCUCAAGUUCCAGCACGUUGCUGAACAGCCCUCAUACUCAGCCAACAUCGUGGAACAAUAGCUAUUAUAAUGUUCCAAAUCGAGAUCCAAGCUAUAUGGUGGAGUUUCCUGAUGUGCAAAGGGACAAAAACUCUAUUGGCGAGUGGAAUUUGGUCGAGCAUCCUCGUUCUUCACAUCAACCAAUGAUUUUUAACCAUCCAAACAAGUAUUGAGGUAAAGAAAAUACGUCUUUGCAGGAACUCAGAUUGUCGAUAUGUAUGUUCAUUGUUCAUUACCCUAAGCAUCUUCAAUUCUAGGCACCCAUAAAUGGUGCAUUUGAUCUAAUUCUUGAUACGUCUUCUUCUGUAAUUUGUGUUAACAUGUAUAUUUAGUAUCAUAGCAAAUUAGCAAUUGCUUCAUUCUUAUUCUUUUGGAGCAAAGUGGAGUA